AUGGCUGUGUUAUUGCAACGAGAAUCUGACAGUACCCGGAAGUAAAUGAGCUGUCAUACGCUCUAAAGGAUGGCGGCUGAUGGGGAUUUUCUGCUACGCUAUAAAGCUGUGUCAAACAAGUUGAAGAAGCGAUUUUUAAGAAAACCCAAUGUUGCUGAAGCCAGUGAGCAGUUUGGGCAGUUGGCUAAAGAACUUAAGCAACAAGACUGCCUUCAGUAUGCUGGUUUCUGUAAUUUGGCCAUGGCUCGAUGUGAACAGACAUUAUUCAAUGCACCUGGAGAGGCCAUGGCUUUGACAGAGGCCGCCCGCCUCUUCCUUCAGGAGGAAAAGGAAACUCAUCGUUUGAAGAGUUCAGGAUUUGAGGAACACCUGCAAGCUGCCAUUAAUUGCUACAGCUUUGCUAUCAAGGUUUACAUUGAGUUAAACCAGCCGGUGAUGGCAGCAAGUCUUUGCCUUGAGUUAGGAAAUGCAUUGAAGGACAUGAAUAAACUGGGAGAAGCAAUGGUGUAUUUUCAGCGAGCUGCAGAGCUACAAACGCAAGUUCCUAUUGAGUGUCUUCUAUCUCUAGGAUAUGUGGCGUCUUGUAAGAUCAUGACACGUGACUAUGAUGGUGCUCUUGCAGUGUUCACAGAGAUGCAACUUCUUGCCCAGGAGAAGGGGCUUCACACCCCAGGAAACAGCCUACCAGUGGGGGCAUUCUUGGAUGUCAUUGUAAAGUGUGAGGUCUCACGAGUUCUUCUCCUUAUGCUGCUACAGCCUCCCCCUCAAAAACUAUUACCUGAGCAUGCACAAACUCUGGAGAAAUAUGACUGGGAGGCAUUUGAUAGCCACAGUAAUGUGAAUUAUUUGACAGAAGAAGUGUUUUUACUUUUGCAGUCAGUUGUGAUGGCAUGCCAAGAAAAUGAUGUAGAAUCUCUCAAAGUCCUGCAGGUCGAACUCUGGCCUCUAUUAGCUGCUGAACAGAACCACUUGCUACAUCUUGUUCUGCAGGAGAUGAUUUGUCCUUCAGGCCAAGGCAUUUGAAUCUUCAUAACCUGGCAUUUUCAGCCAUGAAUCAAAAUACACUUAUUCCUGAGGAUAUAUGGCAUUUUAUGGACACUAAGGUGUUUUAAAGGCAGUCUCUCUAUAAUGCUUGGAGAUCAAGUCGUUUCUGUUUUUCAAAAAUAUUGCUUGCACUUAGGAACCUUUUUUUGUGUCAUAAAGAUGUAAAAGUCUAUGGUUGUUAUUCAUUUGACAGUGAAGAAUUACAAUGUUCUAGAAGGUAUUGUUUUUCAGGAACAUUCCAUUUUAAUAAAUGUAUUAAUCUCUGGUA
Spea bombifrons (plains spadefoot toad) is the source of this 1312-nucleotide messenger RNA. RefSeq names its product 40-kDa huntingtin-associated protein-like. Gene Ontology annotation, biological process: vesicle cytoskeletal trafficking. The coding region runs from base 70 to 1023 and encodes 317 amino acids. NCBI's taxonomy places the organism in Eukaryota, Metazoa, Chordata, Amphibia, Anura, Pelobatidae. Gene Ontology annotation, molecular function: protein binding. The transcript is spliced from 12 exons. The record is from RefSeq and is a predicted model, not a curated record. Gene Ontology annotation, cellular component: early endosome.